AUGCCUCCAAAGAUCGACCUUGAGCCUUACAAAGCCGAGAUCCUUGAUCUCCUCUCUCAAAAGACCACCCAUCAAGCUAUUUUUGAGAUUCUUUAUGAUAAAUAUCAGAUCCUCGUCCGCCCAACUACCUUCAAGAGGCACCUCCGAGAAUGGCAGUCUCCAGUACGUACCAAGAAAGUCGAUAUCUAUGGUCGCGUCGAAGAGUUACUACCUCGCCAUAAUACACGGGAUAUACUAAAGAUUCUGGAGAAGGAGGGUAUACCAUGCUCAGAACGGACUAUCCGCAGGGUUCGGGCUGGUCUUGGUAUUAAACUUCGGCUUUCUCCUGAGGAGCGAGAGCAAGAGCUUGAUGAUAUUGAAGCUAUCCUUAUUUCUGAGUCUAUCAUUGGCGAUAUUGAAGACUUUGGGCGCCGUACUCUGUACCGCAGUAAGCGUUCAGCGCCAAAGUCUCGAUGCUUUUGCGGUCCAUGGCUUCCAACCAAGGAGGUUUCGGUCUGA
Molecule: messenger RNA, 498 nt
Organism: Penicillium bovifimosum
Lineage: Eukaryota; Fungi; Ascomycota; Eurotiomycetes; Eurotiales; Aspergillaceae
Exons: 1
Coding region: 1-498 (165 amino acids)
Source: RefSeq, a predicted model, not a curated record